CCCUGAUUUAGGGUGUAUUUCAUCCAAUUGGUGUUUGUGAUGCUGCGUCUCGGUCGUUCCAUCACUCGCCUGCGGAGCAGCUUGUGCGCUGGGCAGGCGUACCUCUUCACCUCGGCUGCCAAGCCCUCUCAGACCUUCGUGACCACUCCUAUCUUCUACGUGAACGCGGCGCCUCAUAUCGGCCACGUGCACUCGGCCGUACUAGCCGAUGCGCUGUCUCGUUGGCACAGAGUUAAGGGCAGCUAUGUCCUCUUCACCACGGGCACCGACGAGCACGGACUCAAGGUGCAGGAGGCGGCAGAGAAGAGCGGCACGACGGACUACAAGGCCUUCUGUGACGAGGUGUCCGCCCGCUUUAACGAGAUUUUCCAGGAGGCCAACGUGGACUACUCGCGCUUCAUCCGCACAAGCGACAAGGACCAUCACGAGGCCGUGAACACUUUUUGGAGGACUAUUCGGGACAAUGGGCAUAUCUACUUAGGUGACCACGAGUCGUGGUACUGCAAGUCGGACGAGAGUUUCUUGACCGAGAUGCAGGUAGAGGACAAGGAGGACGCUAAUGGUAAUGUGGUUAAAGUGUCCAAGGAGAGUGGACACCCCGUUGAGAUGCUGCGUGAGGAGAACUACAAGUUUAGACUCUCCGCCUUCCAGGACCGGCUGCUCGAGUGGCUGGAUGCCAAUCCGGACGUGAUUGUGCCCAAAUCGAGGUACAAUGAAGUGCGUGCCGCGGUGACAGGAGGUUUAAGGGACUUGUCGGUGUCGCGAUUGAGUGAGAAGAUCAAAUGGGCGAUCAAAGUGCCGGAUGACGACAAACACUGUGUGUACGUGUGGUUGGACGCGUUAACGAACUAUCUGACGAGUGCUGGAUACCCAGGCGAUAUUGACCGCGCCUGGCCUGCUGCGUACCACAUUGUGGGUAAGGAUAUCCUCAAGUUCCACGCCAUCUACUGGCCAGCCUUCCUUAUGGCAGCUGGACUUCCGCUUCCGAAAAAGGUGGUGGCUCACGCACACUGGACUGUUGGGAACGUCAAAAUGUCAAAAAGUCUGGGCAACGUGGUGGAUCCGCACGAAAUGCUGUCGAAGUAUGGCUCAGACUUCGUUCGCUUUUUCCUGUUGCGUGAGGGCGUACUGACGAAUGACGGGGAUUUCAACGCUGAGACGCUGGAAGACCGAGCGAACAGCGAGCUCGCUGAUACGCUUGGUAAUCUGGUUUCUCGUAGCACGGGCAAGUCGGUACUCGUGAAGGGUAUUGUACCCAAGCGUCCUGAUUUUGAUCGCCUCACUCCUGAAGACAAGGAGCUUGUAGCGAAGGGACGAGCGCUUCGCGACAAGGUCGAAAAGCUGUUUGACACUCCCGAUUUCGCACGCGGCUUGGAAGAAAUUGUUUUCUUCCUUCACGACGUUAACCGGUAUUUCACGAUCAUGGAGCCGUGGGUUCUGUCCAAGACCCUGAAGAAAUCUGCCGACGUGACAUCCGAGGAAUAUAAAGCAACGAAAGAGCGUCUGGAUACAGUGCUGUAUCUGUCCAUUGAUGCAGCGCGCAUGAGUGCCAUCUUGUUGCAGCCAGUUGUACCAAUUGCCGCAGCCAAGAUCCUGGACUACUUUGCCGUGCUGGAAGACAAGCGUUCCUUUACUGAAGCAACGCUUCUCUCCGACGAUGACCACGUUAUGGGCGCUGUGCUCAGCAACUCGAAAUCAUUCGUUACGUUCCCCAAGGUGCUCAAGCAGCGUAGUUAGACUUCAAGCAGAACGUAGCCAUCUACAAUUUAGAAAUGUUUCUAAUCUAACACAUCAUUUUGGCGGGAAUACAA
Phytophthora nicotianae INRA-310 is the source of this 1811-nucleotide messenger RNA. Its product is annotated as methionine-tRNA ligase. NCBI's taxonomy places the organism in Eukaryota, Oomycota, Peronosporomycetes, Peronosporales, Peronosporaceae. The transcript is spliced from 5 exons. The coding region runs from base 40 to 1737 and encodes 565 amino acids. Gene Ontology annotation, molecular function: ATP binding; methionine-tRNA ligase activity. Gene Ontology annotation, biological process: methionyl-tRNA aminoacylation. The record is from RefSeq and is a predicted model, not a curated record.